Salvelinus sp. IW2-2015 is the source of this 1365-nucleotide messenger RNA. NCBI's taxonomy places the organism in Eukaryota, Metazoa, Chordata, Actinopteri, Salmoniformes, Salmonidae. The record is from RefSeq and is a predicted model, not a curated record.
AUGGUAUCCUCUUCUCCCCAUCCCCAGGAGGUGUUUGAGCGGCUACACUUGAUGUACACCAUUGGCUACUCCAUCUCUCUGGUAUCCCUACUGGUGGCUGUCUCGAUUCUCUGCUACUUCAAGCGUCUCCACUGUACACGGAACUACAUCCACAUUCACCUCUUCACCUCCUUUGUGUUUCGGGCCAUCAGUAUCUUUGUGAAGGAUGCUGUCCUCUAUGCCAUGUCUGACGACGGAAAGACUGAAGCAGAGGAAUUGGCAGAGAGACCCCAUAUGGUGGGCUGUAAGGUGGCCGUUACUCUYUUCCUGUAUUUCCUGGCGACCAAUCACUACUGGAUCCUGGUGGAGGGGCUGUACCUGCACAGCCUCAUCUUCAUGGCCUUCCUCUCAGACAAGAACUACCUGUGGGCGCUCACCAUCAUCGGCUGGGGUGUCCCUGCGGUGUUUGUGUCCAUUUGGGUCAGUGCGCGAGCAUCAUUGGCAGACACACAGUGCUGGGACAUCAGUGCGGGAAAUCUGAAGUGGAUCUAUCAAGUCCCAAUUCUUGCAGCCAUUGUAGUGAACUUCUUCCUGUUCCUCAACAUCAUACGAGUGUUGGCCUCUAAGCUGUGGGAGACCAACACAGGCAAACUGGACCCCCGUCAGCAGUACAGGAAGCUGUUGAAAUCCACCCUUGUCCUGAUGCCCUUGUUUGGAGUGCACUAUAUGGUGUUUAUGGCUCUACCCUACACUGAGGUUACGGGCCUGUUGUGGCAGGUGCAGAUGCACUACGAGAUGUUCUUCAACUCUUCCCAGGGAUUCUUUGUGGCAUUCAUCUACUGUUUCUGCAAUGGGGAGGUGCAGGCGGAGGUAAAGAAGGCAUGGCUACGGCGGAGCCUGGCCCUGGACCUCAAACAGAAGACCCGGGUGACCAGCAGUGGGGGCGGGGGCAGCUGCUACUAUGGCGGCAUGAUGUCACACACCACCACCCACAGCGUGAGUCUGACUGUGGCCAAUCCCAGAGGAAUGUCCCUGAAUGGGGGAGGGGCCCCCGGGGUGGGAGGAGCUGGGGGAAGCUAUGGGGGAGGGGGAAGCAGGCAGCCACGCCUCACCUCCACCUUCCACCCACUCACCAACCUGCCAGGUUACGCGCCCAGCAACACGGAGACCCCCAGGCAKAAACUUGUCAUUUGGAGGCCUGGGGUGGGGGCUGGAGCUGGGGCCGCUGUUGGUGCCUUUCCCAGGCACCCCGGGGCUGCUAGCGAGGGGAUCCAAGGAGGUGGUGGUGGAGCCAAGACAGAGACUGCAGUCUCUGUGCCCCAGCGGCUGGGAGACGAGGACCCCUGCUGCUCUUUGUCUCUAAAGGAACUAGAGACCAUCUUGUGA